AGUAUUAUAAUUGUGUCGAUUGCAGCCCCCCCCGGCGUCUACCCCUCAACACCGCAUUGCAGUAUAGCUAAUAUGGCGGCAGUUUUUUAUAGAUAUGCGUAGCUGCAAAUGCAACAUCGAUCUUCGCCUUGAUAUGUGCUUUCUGUCCGACCAGUUGUUUUCUAUGAUUCAGAAUUUAAGUUGAAGCAUUAUUGAGACGAUUGCACACAGACACAAGUCUUCUAGCUCUGUAUAACGUCAGGACUGUGAGCUUCUAGCUAACUACGACGUCGCUGGUUAUAAUUGUCGCUGCUCACCUCAGUUUUUCUUUUUUUGGUGUCGCUACUCGCUCCUUGAUGGUGGAAGACGGCGGGCCGACGCAGGAGCACGCCAUCGAGAUGCUCCUGGACGAACUACCGAAAAUGGUAGAGUGCUUGACGCAGCAGGGCCUCACAGAAAAGCUGGAGCAGCCGAUGCAGCAGAAAUUGCAGCAGUGCCUAGAUCAUGGCGGUGCGGUGCUGGCGAUGCCUUCUACCGAGCCCGGUCGUAACCUUUUUUUUGGGGACCUUUUGCAACUUACCGCCCACGCACUGACCCUUUUCAGCCGCGCGCACGAAGUGGAGGGGCCGUGCGCCCCCUUUAUGCAUUGCUUUACGAUCACCACGGUCAUAUUUUCGCAGUUCGUGGACCCCCGCCAGAGCGCGGUUUUGUUCGGCAUUCCGGAAGAGGAAAGCACCUCUCUUGGGACCUACAUCCUUGCCACGAUCGGGGACCACUUCGAUUAUUGCCUUCGCGAGGUCGUGUUCAGUUGUGGGAGCGACGUAUGAAAGCUGGGGACAACUCCCCUCUUCAUCGUUUCUUUGUCAUGCAUAAACAUUAACAUUGGUCCACCAGCCGUUGCCCGGUAAUAUCACUGCCUCGUACAACAACAACUACAGGGUCUAGCACCCCAAACAGCACCAAGAUCCAUACGAGCGAGGAAGGAGCCCAGAAAUAAAGAUAUAAUGACUUCGGACGAGGUAUGUAGUCGUUGCGUCGUUUGCGCUUGGUCGCAUCAACACCGAUACCACGCAACAUAAGAAAAAAUAGUGAAGGUGGUACGUUACGAGGAGGACAGGGCUGCUAAGGCCAAAGCUAGUGCUAACGUAUGAAAAUGAAUAUAUAGCUCGGGGGGAGCACCCCCUCCACUGGAGGUCCUCCCACGGGCAGAGAUCGAGGCGGCGUGUGGCUGGCGCUUUGGGGACCGUUUUUAGGGAAGCGGGGAAAACAGCAAGCGGAAACCCAUCGCGUAAGUGCAUAGAGGAGACACGCCGGAGGACAGGGCGCCGCCGGUCGCUGUGCCAUAGUAAGCGCGAUCGCUCUGGGACCUCAGUAAAUAUAUAGCACCCGAGGCCGAGCAGGACUGGCGCUCUCGGGAGCAGCGGGAGAAGGGAUGCAGCCUUGAGGCUGCGCCGUGGUGAAGUCAAUGCUCGCGGGCGUGGUUGUUAAGCUGUACCAGCUCCCUCUUGUCUUGGGUGUUUUUCUGACCACCGUCUGCGCCUCCAAGAAAGCUGGCAAAGAAGUUCCCCCCGGCUUGCCCCUUUCAAAGGCUUUGCAGAGCUGACGAAGGGCAGUGCGCUCGACCCUCCCUCUGGUGCCCCCGGCCCUGUCGAAAAUCGUGGGUGGUUGUGUGCAGCUGCGGGCAGCAAGGGGCCGGGCGAGUUUCGAGGCGGGCUGCCAGAGUUACGCGAGUUGAUACAUUGGAUUUACACAAUUUUGGCAAGCUCCAUAAGCAUGAUCCCUCAAUUUUUAUCGCAGGCUAUUUUAUUGUUUUUCGAUAGUUAUAGGUUCGUUUACUCAGAAUGCUUCUGUUGUUGUAACUCUCUUUACAUGCGGCCCAGGGAAUUAACAGCUGUUGAAGUUGGAAAGUGCCUUUAGGUCGCAUAUCUCAGUGAGCAAGCUCAAGCUGCAACACGUUCUGCGAUUGCGGGGCGGUGCGUGCGGCAGGUACAAUGAUCCACCUACUAGAGGCCCCGGCAGGGGCGGUUUCAGUUCUUCCGUCCUAAUAUUGGAACGGCUGGCUUUUGCUAGUAUCUGGAAAAGCGGCUUGGGCGCAGUGCGUAGCGCUCUUUUUGGUAUGUGCCAGUGGUCCUGCUCCGGAACUGCGGAGGCCGCUCUGCUUUUUUAUUGAUUGCAUUACAAUGGCGCCCCCAAUCACGAAGAACUUCGCAGUUAGUUCGCCCUGCCUUGGCCUCCCAGCUGGCUCCGUCGUACGUGGUGCAGGGGUUCUCCUACCUAGGAUAUCUGCUCACCUUAGGGUCGUCUAAUUCCCUACUCCCCCGGAUGUCGUUAAUUUUAGACACUACUCCCAGUGACUACCGUGAGGAUUAUUUUAAGACAGUUAAUUUUAGCCACUACUCCCAGUUAAUUUUAGACACUACGCUCGCAUCGACUACCGUGAGGAUACCUCCGGUCCGAGAGUCGUUUUUUGUUUUUAGUUUAAGAACAUCGUGGUCCACAUCAGGCGAUGUUCCUGCCUUGCUCGUGCGCAUACGUACGUAGAUCUUUUGGCUUUGGCCAGGAGGUUUAGGGUCGGAGCGCUCUCAGCACUGCUGAAGCUUUAGAACCAGAUGGGAGUGCACACCCGGACGGAUCAGAGCAAAAGGCUUUAUUAGCGCUUUUUGAAAGUAGAUUUUACCUUUCCUUCCUUGUGCUGCUCUUUUGCUUUCCCCGGGCCCUACUGGCACCAAGCAGGAUUUUUUUGUGGUCUGGGACAUGACUCCCUCCGGUGUCCUAUGUGGGUAUUUUGCUUGAAUUAGAAUCUUUAGGUCUUACCAUGCGUUUUUGUGCACACUCUCUCUGAUCAGUGCGGUUUCCUGUUCUUCUCCCCCGAUUCAUCUUCCUACGGCCGGUUCCUUCGCCAGCGUCAAAAAGGGUUUAGAAGGGUUGGAAGGGUUUUUGGAUUUGGGGUUCUAUUUUGAUUUUAGACACUACUCCCAGUGCCUCUCUUUGUGUUGGAGAUCAUGAGACAACUAUGUUUAUGCUUCCAUUCCCUUCAUUUUCUAUUGUGGAUCCUGGCCUGCGUUCCGAAUGACAAUGAGGGGGGGAGGAGUUGUCCACCAUCAUGCGACGACUCUAGCACGGAUGAGAUGAUUCACGCUAAGAUCUGCUGUCGCGUGAUGUGGCGGACCCUGUGCUUGUGCGUGGGGGGUGCGCACAAGAUCGACGGGGAGACGUUUUUGGAGUUGUGUGGAAACGAGGUCUAUUUUCCGGUGGCCUUCGCCCGUGUGCUGAUUCCCUGCGAGGCCGACGUUGCAGCUCCUUUGAUGGGGCUGUGGAGCGCCGCGAAAAACGUAAAUGCAGCCAACCGCAUUGCCGCACAGCAGGAGGGCAUCACUGGCGUGGCGGUUCUUGACGAGGACGGCAAGCGGAAGUUAUGAAGUAAAAAUCAAUAUGUCUGGGCUCUGGAAGCUGCAGCGCGAUUGCUCUUUUGACAUCAUGCAAGAAAACUUUGUCAUGAAGAUGAACAUGAUCAUGCAUGUUGCGCUGAAGGGGCUGACGCGGACGCAAUCGCAAAGUCGAUCCCGUGGACCCUCACCUUAGCGCGCCCCAGGUCUUGCCCGGGAGCUCACCUCCGGCAGUGUUGGUGGGUGCUAGAAAAAAAGUUGAAAGAGCGCCACUCAGAUGUCAUGAACAAAUCCGAGUACUUUAUAUCAUGUUCGUGCGCAUCCGCAUGGAUGACGCAGCGAGCAAGUAAUCGCUCAAGCGCUACUAACGGUAACAAUGCUGUGGCUGUACUGAGGUCAGGUGACCGUCGGUCCGCUUUUUAGCUUUACAGGUUUCAAGAGGUCGGCCGUCUUUGCAAUGCAUAGAAGCUUCCGAACGAUGAAUCUGGUGAUCUUGCGGAUCUUAUCACAAGCAAAAGCACCACAGCAGCCAUACUACCCAUAUUCAUACAAUAUGAAUAUUCGGAAAUAUUUGUCAUGUUUUUUUUCUGCCACAGGGAAAGAUACAGGAAAACGCCUCUAUGUUGAAGUUUGCGAUGCCUGCCUACAAUCAAAUAUAUGUAGUUACAAGGCCGCGGCUUAUGUCGUGCGAUGGGAGGGCGAGCAGGAGCGGUAUAUAGCGUAGAGACUCGAAAAACUUGAAGGGCGCUGCACUUCGAAGUUGAAAAUGAACGCAUUCAGCUAUAUUAUUCGUCUUCGCGUAAAAAUCUAGUAUGGGUCGUGUGCUUUUCUGUAUCAUAGACCUGUACGAGUACAAGAAGCAGAUCGCGUGCGCUUUCGUAGACGACGACAUCAUUCCAGAACUCUGCCGCGCACUGAUGGAGGCCUUAUACCAGUGGGAGCAGCAGCCAGAGGUGAAGCAGUGGUUUCUAGCGGUUUUGGGGGCGCCGGACUUGACCAACCAGCUGGUGCCACCUCCAGCGGUGUUGCUUUCUUCCAAGACGCAGGAGUGCGCGCGGAGCGUUCUCCUCCUGUACACGGCGGCUUGCCGGUGCUUCAGCGAGAUCGCCAAUGUGGUUUUGGAUGCGCACUACCGCGCGUGGGCGAGCCGGUACGGCAACUUGGUGGGACGGAUGAAACGGCAUUUGACCUUGCAUGGGAAGGGGUUCCUGAAUCACCUCGUCAAGCCCCACUUUUUGCCGCACAACGGGGCCGGCAUGAACUCCGACCUGGACCUCAAACUUCGCAUGUUGGUGAUGUCUGCACGCGAUCUGUAUCAACUGCAAAUAAUAUGGCUGCGGCUGGAAGGGUGAAUCCUUUUGUUUUGACGAUCACACAAAAUGUUUGGAAACCUGUGCCAUGCGUUUCAUUCUAUGUCAUGCACGGGCCGCAGGCGCAGUGCCAAAAGAAAGUCAAGUGCGCACUCGUUCUUGUAACGGACAGUGGAGCGAGGGACUGCACGCACGAGAGAUGGUCAGGUAUUAAUUGAGAAACCUUCACCUUGUCACCGAAACCUGUCAUGGUAAUGGUAUACUCUUCAUGUUCAUUCAGACUUUGCGGGGUCUCCCAGGCAAAAAACAACAGGCAUAUGCUCGCAGGACUCAUUCACGCAUAGCAAAGUACAAAAGCGGCACGACAAAGUUUGCCGAGUGUCAUCCCAAGCCCUGCUUGUAUUGCAUAGUCGGUCGUCGAAUAUGGAAACCGCUAGUGUCGGGAUCGGGGAGUCAGUGAAGAAACUUUCCGUUGUGCUGCUGGACAUGCUUCUGGCGCUGAAGGACGUAAAGUAUGACGUUAAAGAAAAGUACACCCAUACCGGAAAGCACUGUAGUUUACUCCUGACACUAUUAGGUAAUCCGCGGCAAAUAAUCAGAUUCUAUACUACAGUUCCGCAGAUGCUUGCGCUGCCGCUGGGUCACCCGAUCGGCAGCGAGCACUGCCACCGAUCAGACUACAAUAUUCGGUAUAAUCGGCAAAAACAAAAGGCCUUCUGACGCCAGUAGAGUCUUGUUCUUGGUAGCAAGAACUGCACUUUAGAAUUUUACAAGCAAAAACUUCUGCUCGCAAAAAGGUACUUGCUAUACUAGUAGAAAAGAAGGCUAUGCCUACCCCUACUACUUGUAGAUGUGGGCCAGGCCCCUAUGCGCGUUUCUGCUCGUGAAAAAGCGCGCCCGCACCUCUCUUAGCUAGUAUGCCAAGGGAGAUAUGCGCUGCGCCCACACACUGCGCAGCUUUCCGUUCUUGCUGCGGGCCCUCCUUAUGCAUCGUGGAGAAACUCAAACUACCAGCAGUAGGCAGGCUGCGUGUGCGUCAGCGAUACUCUGAAAACUGGAGUGAGAGGUGCUCUGAAAACUGGAGCGAGAGGUGCAGAGACACGAAAACCGUGCGCGGCAGUGACCCCAGAAGGACGAAGAGCGCAGGGCCACUGCAGACGUCGCAUUCACGCACUGCUAAAGUUGCCGGCGCGCGCGCGCAGGAAUGUUGUUCCGGCGCCGAGGGUGCAGAAAUUGCAGGCCAGCCUGCCCCUUGGCCGUGGCCUGCCCGUGCGUCAGCCCGGGGCGGAUCAGUUUGCGUCCGGCCUGCGGAAGUGCCUCUGAUGCGUUUCCCGCAGCCGCAAACGCCAAAAAGCUGGCUCUUUCUGUAUGUCGCGCACUAAUCCACACACGCAGCGUGCCCGUUUUCGUUGUGCUACCCGCGCGGUGUAGUUGAGGGCCAAAUUGCGACUGGCCUACCCGACCCCAAUAUUUUCUCUGGGUUUUGCUUUUGCUCGUCCUAUUUGUCCGCAAUUCAAAACGGAAGUGCGACAGGCCUCACCUCGACGACGCGCGCAAAGUGGUAACCGCCGGAGCCCUUGCGCGCGGUCCGCGGCUACCUCUACGCCCGGCGUCUAGUGCCCUUUCAUUGUGGCCCAGCCGGGGAGCUGCCCUCUUCGCCGGAUGCCCUCCGGGCCGGUGGGCGCUUUACCAGCGGAAGACUUCGCAGGCAGGGGGCGCGCCCGCCGGCGGUUCGCCAAAAAUGCCGCGCACGUUGCCUGGGUGCCUGAAGGUGCGGACGCUGCCUGGAUGCCUGCAGGCGUGCUUCUAGCGUGUGGCCCCGUUGCCCCUCGCCUACUUUCGUACUUCGUCGCCGGUAGCAGCCUGCUCCGCAUUAGAUUACCGCAAACGCCGCAAGACUUGCGGCGUGGCAUCAUGCAAAAUGGAAAACCUAUGUAUGUAAAUGUAUUCUAUUGCGGCCAAAAUAAAUUUUUAAAAAGAGAAAUACGAAAGUUGGGAAAGCUGCCUAUCGAUGGGCAUGACAAAAAAUUCAAAAAAAGCGUUGUUUAACUGGUUGAUUACAGCGACGCUGACUAAUCUUUCGCUUUGCUUGUUUGAUAUGGGUGUAUUUUUUUCCAGGACAAGAUCUGUGAGCAGAUCAUGGGCCACGAAUUCCUGGAGUUAGUGAGGUCCAGUCUUGUAUCCUUCUCAAGAACUACGUACCUCCCGGCCCAGAAUUGUAAUGUAGAUCUUGUUGCUUUUGCUACGUACCUUAUGAUCAUUUUCGUUUUUCGCAUUCACUUCCAAACCUUCAAGGCCACAGCUUACGUCGCGUAAUGGAACGGCGAACGAGUGGACAGGGGGGAAAAGAAAAUGGCGACAGGGUCGUGGGCAAGUGAAAAAUUUGACUGAGGGCGGGGCAAAGCACCUGCGCCGCUUCUUGCUGAAAGAAAAAAAGCGGAGCGCCAUCGCGUCUGUGGUUCCCGUCGUUGUGCGAGGACUCCGCCGGCGGUGGGCGCUCGUUUGCGAAGUGGCGAGCCUAAACGCAAAGCGGGAGAGCGGGCGAGCGCCAGCAGGGCGGAGAGGCUAAGAAAGCAAAAGAACAGCCCGCGCCACGCGCGGCCCGUUCGCGCCCGCCACAGCUUGUGCGCCCCCUCUUGCGCGCCGCUGUUGUUAGGUGGCCACCGCGCCCCCCCCCCCGCGCCCUCCUGCAUGAGCAGCGGCCUGGUGCUCGUUCGCUUGCCUCCAGCCUUCCCCCGCAGCCCCCUACAACACCGGCGAUCCCUGCCGCGGGGAUAGAGGACGGGUGCCGGGGAGGGCUCCACUCUUCGUCAGGUUCUGGGCGGCCCUACCGCCCUCCCCCCGCCUCCUGUCCCCGAGAACGGCAACGCCCCGCGUGUUCGCGUGUUAGCUCGCCGCCUUUGAUGCCGCCCCCCCGGCGUUCGCAGCCUCCAGCCGGCGGUGGGCAACUGGUCUCGCGGUGCUGUGCACUUUUUGGGGCUUGGGCGCUUGGCGAUUUCCAAACCUGUCCCACUUGGUUUUCGUGAUGGAAAGUAAAACUUUGGGGGUUUGGUUGUCGAGGUUGCGCGCAAAACUUUGCAAAAUUGAUUUUCGAAAUUGAAAUUGGAAAACUUUGGCAGUUUGGGUGUCGAGAUUGAAGCUACAAGCUUGGAACUUUGUUUGUCGAGAUUGAAAGCAAAACUUUGGCAGGUUGGUUGUCGGGUUUGAAAAUAAAACCUUGAGGGUUUCCUGGCGGGUUUAAAAGUAAAACCCUGGCGCAAGUUUGGUGCCCGAACUUGAAAAUAAAAGGGCGGAAGUUUGGUCCUCGAGAUUAAAAAGAAAACGGCUGCAGUUUGGCAAGCGGAAAAAAAGCACUGCGGUGGGCGAUUUUGCAAAUUGGAAAAAGGGGACGGCGAACAUUGGAAAAAAAGUUCUGCGCUCGGGGGCGAUUUGGGAAAUUGCAAAAAAAAUUUGAAACCUUGAAAAUUACGAGGAGGGGUUUUGACGUGGGCGAUUUAUUUUCUUUCCCCCGGUUAAUGUUCGAACUGCCCCCGCUCAGCUAUACUAGGAGUUAGAUGAAGGAUCUCACACCGAAGCGGUUCCUCUCGAGACGGCUAGCUCUCCGAGUGCUUUGGACUUCGUCAUGCUCUAAUCGUAAUCGUGGUGAGGAUGAUGAAGCGAACUAAUGAUGCGGCUGUGCUACCUACUUGAACAUGGCUGCCUUGUCGUGGUGUAGCUGUAGAUGCAAACUUAUAGUUACUCGUCCAAGUUAGUUGCUCAUCCUCAUGCUCUUCAUUCAACUUCGACUGAAGCACGCGCACACUUCUCUGCGUCGCAUGCGAUUCUGCAUGAUCACAAACAGCUUCUCUGUCAUGUCUACGCUGAUCUUCAUCUUCUAUCUUUAUCUGGUUUGUUCUCUGUUUCGAUUCUGCAUGAUCACAAACAGCUUCUUUGUCAUGUUUGCUUUGAUCUAUCUGUAUCUGAUUUUAUAUCGGAUCUCUUGCUGGACUCACAAACAUCCAGGAUUUGCGUUGUGGGGAGGUGUUUUCAACCAGAAAGAAGAAAGAACCGUCUCGCAGUAAGGAACAGCUCGUUGGUGCAGCCACCGAGUGUGUUCAUGUCAUGGUCUUCAGCUGCCGAGGUUUCUUGGCUUGUGUAGCAGAAAAAUCCUAUAAAUGAUUUUGACUAGUAGGGGGUUGGUACGUUGUUACACAGGAUAUUGCGCACAUACGCCUCCCAUUCUCUCCACCGCUGCCGAUCCAGCGAUCUACGCUCGGAUUGCACUGCUUUCCUUGACCCCGGCGAUGUACACCGCCAAUACCGACGAGGAUGGUCUGCUGCUCGAGGCCGAUACUGCACGACUGACUCAGGAAUUGUUUGAGCACCUUGACCAGGUGGCGCAGCUGCGUGCAACCUGCUACCAGGAGCCGGCCUUUUGGCGAGGCUGCAAAAAAUAUCUAAUGGCGUGGUUUGAAAGCACAAAUGUGGGUGUGGCCGCCGAGUUCUGGCACACAGGUCUGACGGUUCAGGGCGGGCCCCUGCACCGUCUCGAGGGACAAAGUGCGGCCAAUAUGGUGGAUUCGCACCAGACGGAUUUGCCGAUGGAUUCCGCCUACACUGACGUACUGGCGCAGAUGCACGACAGUGUUGGCUUGUUCCAGCAGAGUAACUUUAUCACCUCCGCGGCUACAGGCGAAACCCCCGAUAUCAACACCGGCGAGGAAAGUAUGCAAGGUCUUGGCGGUAAGGGCGGCGGCGGCGGCCCCAGAGCCCAUAGGGGCGAGGUAGUAGAUUUUUCAUUUGUACUUUUUCACGGGUACUGUCUUUAUCUUAAUACUAGCAACGCCAGCUUCGCCUCUACGUAAGCACUUCGAAGCAUUCGGAUGAGCUUUCCAGUUCUAGAUAACAAAAACAAAUCCCAAAACAAGAAAGCGCCGGGCUCAAAAGCGCAGGCCCGGCGAUGGAUCCCGGUUCCGGCGAUCGGCGAUCCCCGUCCCGGCGAUCCCGGUUCCGGUGAUCCGGGUCCCAGCGAUCCCCGUCCCCGUCGGUCCUGGAUCGGGGUCAAGUACCGGGCGGGAGAGCCGCGUGGCCCGGCGAAGCGAGUCUUCCCACCGGCCCCGGACCGGGCUGGAGGGUCGCCGGGCCCGGCGAACCGCCCCCCCCCACCGGUCCCGGACCGGGCUCGAGAGUCGCUUCACCGGGCCAACCGGCCCUCCAGCCCGGUGCAGCUCGAAGUUGAUUCUCAAACUCAGCAGCGAGGUUGAUUCUGAAACUCAGACUCGAGGUCGAUGCUGAGACUCAAGCUCAAUGGUGAUUCUGAAACUCAAGCUCGAAGUGGAUUCUAACGCUCAGAGCUUAGUAUCAAGCCCGAAGUUGAUUCUCAAACUCAGAGCUGAGCUGCGAACUCGAGGUUGAUUCGCAAACUCGAACUCAAGCUGGCAGCUGGAUGCAUUCUUUUAAUCCAUGGUGUGGUAGUGAAUAAGAGUAUCUUUACGGGAUGAGAUUAAAACGGAGGGCGUCGGCGUUUCUUCAUGUCUGGUCCCGGUGGCGAUCCAUUGAGAGUGAGACACUAGCCGCCAUAACUAUUUACUUACGACUUACUCGCAGGAACUUCGAUGGUGCGGCAAGCGUUUCACGCGCUCGCCUCAAAUGGUGAGCACGCAACUGCUUUUCGUAUUAAGCACAUUGCGGGCCCUCGUCUCUGUUUGCGCUGACGCCGUCCCCGUCGCGAGCGCGAGAGCAAUAUAGUUGCAGUGAUUUUUGACUUUAAAUUGACAUUGGCAACGUAAAGGUCUGCGAACGAAUCUAACAGACGAAGAAUGUCAAUAGAGAACAACAACAAAGGCAAACAAAAUCUUUAUGUUCACACUCUCGUCAGGUACCUGAAGAAUUCCGAUGUGCAAUUGAUGGCAAGUUGAUGCAGACGCCGGUGAGGUGGCUCUCCCCUGCCAGCGGAAACGUUUACGUAUAUGAGUUAGUGACCUUACAGGCUUGGGCCGAGGUGCAGGGGGACGUGUGUCCCGUGAGCGGCGAGGCUUUCACCGCUGAAGCACCUCCAGCCGUGGAUGAAGGGCUAAAGGCAAAGAUCGAGGCCUUUACGUCAAAAAUGUAGAAGCCGAAGUUUUUCACUUACUCAAAUGAAUUCGCUACGUACAAGUAAACAAGUCAGCGUACGCCUGAUACGACAAGUAAACAAGUCAGCUUCGCCCGGUGGUAAUGGUAUUCACAUACUCCAGAACCAGAAGCCGUCGUGUUAACAACCAAAAACAAAAUUAUACAAGAACCAAGAACAAGAACGAAAGAAGGAACGUGAGCGCUGAGCAGCUGCCAAACACGUUCUGCCGACUUGGAACAGGCGCAUUUUAGGCGGGACAACUUAUCGCGCACGCUAUUGCUAUACGAGCGUUUCUCGGAAUGGUUGGCUUGUCUUUCUUUCGACAGUAGCAGCUCGGCCCUUCUAUCGCCCGUGUGCUGUUGUUCUUUCUGCAAUCGUAGUCGCUUUUAGGGUCGGACGUGCGUGAGCGUGUGGUGUCGGAACCUGCGCGGAAAACGUCGAAACCCGUGCGGCUUGGAUUCAUUGUGCUGCCUUUUUUUUCUGGUGCGCCGGCUGGCAUUCAUUCUCACACGGAGGGACGAGUCAACUCCUUUUGUUUUUUCUCGUUCUUACUUCGAGAUGUCGGCACAUUUCCGAGCGCGUUUUGGGUCUCUCCAAGUUCCUGGGUUUGGUUGGUUCUUUGUGCCGUGGCAGCUCGAAAAAUCAAAAGCAAGCUCGUAGCUGAAACCUAAAGCAUAUAUAUCUCGCUAAUUCUACCCCUAUUGCACAGGUUCUAAAUAAAACUUCUUUCCGCGAAAAAAAAGCGCGAAUUAUUAUUACUCGCAGGCUUUUGAGAGGCUCUUUAUUCAAAAGGUUUCCAAGUAGGAGUCAAUAAU
This is a messenger RNA of Amoebophrya sp. A120, 11584 nucleotides long. NCBI's taxonomy places the organism in Eukaryota, Dinophyceae, Syndiniales, Amoebophryaceae. The record is from the annotation of a GenBank genome assembly.